This is a messenger RNA of Ramularia collo-cygni, 441 nucleotides long. RefSeq lists its product as uncharacterized. The transcript has a single exon. NCBI's taxonomy places the organism in Eukaryota, Fungi, Ascomycota, Dothideomycetes, Mycosphaerellales, Mycosphaerellaceae. The record is from RefSeq and is a predicted model, not a curated record. The coding region runs from base 1 to 441 and encodes 146 amino acids.
AUGUCUCAUCACCAGAAGCUCACAGACCAUUCAGGAUCCUCGAUUCAAUCCCACGAUUUCCUUAUUGAGAAGGAUUCAAAGGUGGUCGAAUUGUACCACCAUGAGUGUUCGUUGGAAAUACAGCGCUGUGAAAAUACCGAGUCAUCAUCCUCGAAGGCUGGCAUUGCACUCCCUGUAAAACCAGCAACGACAAUCGCGGCAAGUAACCAGAGUUAUGAUUUGGUCGUUCUCACUCAAGCCGCGUACGAGAGCAUGGCUUUUCUGCAAAGACCAGCCAUGCUCAAGAAAGCGCUGAGAGUACUUCGUCUGGGCGGCUGCCUGCUGCUAGAAUCGUCACUCGUGGAGAUGGAGGACUGGAGGCGGCCUCGUGAAGGUCAUGCACUCGACAACAUCGCGGAGAGAAAGGCCGAUCGGCCUGUGACCUCCAAGGCCCGUCUAUAA